Styela clava is the source of this 18536-nucleotide messenger RNA. NCBI's taxonomy places the organism in Eukaryota, Metazoa, Chordata, Ascidiacea, Stolidobranchia, Styelidae. The record is from RefSeq and is a predicted model, not a curated record.
UUUUCCAGUUAGAUUAUGAUUUAACAGUUUUUGAACGUGUUAGACAUGAAUAUGAUGUAGUUCUGCGUAUGUGCCAAGGAGCUUUGCUAAAAUUAGAAGCACAAUGAGUGAGUUCAGCAAGAACCAAUCAACACUCCGUGCCAAUUAUGUAACGGUCUUGCUUCGAAACUUUUUUUCGGGGGAUGACCAGCGAACUCGUACGCUUGCACAUAUCUUGAAGGACAGAGAACUUAUUGGAGAAGAUGAACAUGACGACUUGUGCGAGAAAGCAAGCAGCAAACAAUGCCCAGAAGCUAUUGAUAGAAUAUUCGGCAUUUUUGCAGAGAAAACCCUUGCUUUGACAAAUCUGGAAAAUGUUUUGAAACACGAAGACUUGGGAAUCAACAAGGAACUACACGAUCUUGUUUCAUUACUUCUGCGCGAACAUAACAUAGAAGAAAAUCUCACUUUGCUUAUUAACUGGUGGGGAAUAUUGUGUGCUAACAGUACCGAUGUGUGCCAAAUAAUUUCUGAAAUAUGGCCGGAAAAAAGUCUGACGGACGAUAUGUGGCCUCUGAAGUUUAUCCAUUUUUGUGCUACUCAAACUGAAAAUACGGAGAAGCUUAAUUUGUUUUUACAAAAAGUGCAAGACAUCAACGACAAAGAGAUAGAAACCAAUCAAGGACCAGUUCACCAGUACAAUUCAGGUUUCAGUUUUUCAGAAGUUACACCGGAAUCGUUCAGUUCAUACGUGAUGGUAAAGAACGACGAAACAAAACACUCUCUGAAGGAUGUUCGGCUGCAAGUGGAAGAAAUUAAUUUUGCUGAUAUUGCCAACAUUUCAGCGGAAGUGAAGCAGGCAAAUGACAAUACAAAUAUAGAAGGAUUACAUGUUUCUAGUCAAAACGAGGAACGCGCCUCUACAGUCAGUCAGUCAACGGACGAAGAAAAUGAUAAUGAUACGUUUCAAAAAACAGACUUUGGAAACAUUUUUAAAGACGACAAUUCAACUUCUUCAGCAACCUGCGAUUCAGACGAAGAUUACGACAAUUGGUUUUACCCCCGUUUGGACGAGUUAUUCAAUCGAAGAUUAGAAAUAAACGUUCUUCUUCAGUUGGCAUCACCAGGAUGCACAUUACACCUAGAAGACGAAAAAGCUUGGAAAAACAAUAUUAUUGAUCAUAUUACAAAGAUGGCUGAUUUUGGUUCGCUGUAUGAAGAUUUCAAGAACCUUAUUGAAGAUAUUUUAAAAAGAGAUCAGCUGUUCCAAACAAAAUUUUGGGAAAAUGCGACUGAUCUUAUCAUACUUCGUAAAUGGAUGAAAAAGAUAAUGCCUGAGAUGGAAAAACAUACGGACAUAUUUACUAUGCUGAUAAAAAUUUCCUGGCCCGGAAAUAAAUGGCUUGAAGAAAACUGGAAGCAAGUUUUACUACUCAAAAUUUAUGCUGAUCCAGAAAAAUUUAUUCUUCUCGCGUCUGCUCUACAUUUGAUUUUCGGCAUUCAUAAGAUUUCUAUUCCCGAGGCAUCAGAUCCAAAAUUCGCAUCAAAAGUUUCCUCUAGCAAAGUGUCUGACAAGUUUAACAAAGCAACGGCAGUUGAAGACGCAAAUUGGCUUCUUGAAUCGUACGAAGUAUUGAAGGAAGAAUACGAAAAUUUAACACCGUUGCUCGAUAUUGCUUGGCCAAAACAGCAAUUUCGUAAAAAAGAUGGACAAGAUGGGAUUUUGAUUCUUCUUGAAUCUGCAGGAUUGGAAGAUAACUGGAAAAUUGUUAGAAACUUUGUAGCAGCUGCAAGAUUUGUUAUACAAAAUAAAAAGCCGGGAAGAAUUGAAAAAUUAGAAAAAGCAGAUUUCGAAAUUAAUGAUUCUUUGAUUGAAUUGAUGAAGGAACAUUUUGAAAAAGUCAACUGGGUUGGCUGGCUGGCUUUAAGAGACAAGUAUAGGACGGAUAUUCUCUGGUUAAAACUACUCUUAAAAAUGCAGUCGGAAAAACCAAAAGUUCAAAAGCUAAUUCGAGCGUUAAAACUGCUUGCUUCUGUAUUUCAGCAAAGUCAACAAGAGUCUGAUGUUGGGUCAACACCUGGAACUGAUGCAACGGAAAUGCCAAAAUCGAAUUCUUUAAAGUUGGCAACACAUGAUGAAGAUCGAUCUCGAUCACGACAAAAAUUUAAAGCGGCAUCUCCACAAAAGCGAAGAAAGAAAAGUGAAUCGCCAAUCAGGAGAGAAAACGAAAAAAAACGUUCAAGAUCAACAUCAGAACAACAAUACCCAACACAGGUACCACACAAGCACGGGGAAAUUGACCAAAAUCAAAGCACAGGAGUGAAGAUAACAGAAGCACCAAGUGAAAAAAUUAUCGAGUCGAAUCCUCAUAUACAGCAUCGAGAUCCAGUACAAGAAGUACCAGUAGUUCAUACUUCUUCAUCAAGUACAUCAGCAAAUGAUCCAAUCACAAGUAGUAAAGAACAUGAUGCGUCAUCAAAAGGAUACUUUCCAAAAAUAAAAGAUGCGGAUACACAUAAAAGAAUGCAUGAGAUGGACAGAUUACUGACAAGCAAAACAGAAGUGAAUUUGAAAAGAGAUCCAAGACAAUCUACAAAAACAGAUUCUCAACAGUCAUUCUCAAGGAAAAAAUCGGAACUUUUUAUGAGGCUCUUUAGAAGCAGAUCUGUAGGAAGUCAACCAGCUUCUAAAAUAUUGGGCAAUGAUCAAGAAACUCAUAAUCAACACGAACCAGAGGCACCACCGCCAUAUACUUCAGGAAACUACACUCAUGAUCUGCAAAAUUUUUCGGAGUCAACUAAGAACUUGUUCCCAGAUGACAAUCAAAAUGAAUACAGCCACGAAACGCUAGAAUGCCAAUCGACGGGUACAAGACGCAAAUUAGUGAGCGCUUCAGAUGACAAUGAAGAUGAAUACAGCCAUGAAAAUACACAUUCUCCAUCAAGAAGAAGAACACGCCAAUCCGUGGAAGCUUCAGAUGGCAAGAAAAAAGGUCACAGCCCUAAAAAAUCCCGAUCACAAAGUAGAAGUGGCAAAUCCGUUGUAGCUACAGAAAAUAACACGAAAAGAAAUGAAGAGUCACCAAAAGUUCAAGCACCUGUGAAAAAAGAAAAACUUUAUCAAAAAUUAAGUGAAAAAAGAUCAGAACCAGAAAAUACAAGCAACAAAUAUACGGUAACAUUUUAUGUAACUUGUCUAAUGGAUAUAGACGAAAUGAAUAUAUGUUUUAAUACCAACGGAAAUUUGGAAAAGUUUGAAAUGCAGGAGUUGCCAGAAGAGAAGAAUUGUUUCUCGGUAAGGAUAGAAUCGUGGAGUCAAAAAUUUCAUUACUCAUAUGAAUACGAAGAAAAUGGGACCACAUAUAGAGAAUUAUUGCCAGGAGAUCACCGAGUUGUAAAAUUUGAACCAGAAAAGGAGAAUAUUUUUUUCGACGUUAUAUCGAUGUUUCCUUACAAGAAUGAAAAUCAUCAGAGUGAAUGGUCAAAGCAGAUGUACAAGUAUCUUUGCGCUAUAUCUGAUAUGAGCUCUUCAACAAAAGAACAAGUAACCAUGCUACUACAAGCUUGGGUUUCACAAAUAAAACGCGGCUGGAAAAUUGGGUGUAACGAAGGUUACCAAAGAAUACCGCUUUCUGUUAAGGCAGAAGAUUGUUUAAUCGAGUGGUUGACUGAAUGUGAUAGGAAAGUUUGCAGCGAGACCAAAAUUAUAACUAUCUUGUUGCUGCUUGUCGUAUUUGAAGAAAAUAAUCUCAAAGUUCAACGUUCUCUGGAUAUCGUGUUUCUUCAUCUAUCGCUCGAAGAUAUGAAUAAAGAACAGCAGAACAGGAUACAAAGUGAUAUUUUUUCUGCAUAUACACAUGCCCAGGAAAGAAAUCUAGUGGCAGCACAGUUAAAGAAUCUGUUCAAUGUCGCUGCACAACAACCUGUAAAAAACUGGCUGCUUGCUCUACCAUUACUGGACCUUAUUGAAAAGAAAUCAAUAACAGUUGAAGCAAGCUCUAUAAAGUCUCCAGUGAGAGAAAUUGAUAAUCGACUUCCGUUUGCUGACAAGCUUGACUUAUAUACAGGAAAGGAAUAUCAACAGCAUUUUAUAGAACUGGCUGAUAAGAUAAACAAAUUAAGUUCACAACAUCUUUGGCUGAUCGACACGUAUCAGAUAUUACUUGACUACGAGUCAAUUAUAAAAGUUACAAAAUGCAAUAAAGAAAUUGCAAAAAAAUUCGAGCUUGGAAAUUUAUUAACAAUUCUCCUCGAAGGAUGCAAUCGAACAACGCAUGAAGACAUUAAUAGUUACUUACAAAUCUUGGAAGACAUUCAAGAUUACAUCGGAGACCAGUUCCAAUACGCAAGAAGCUAUACUGACAGUCCCUCAAAAAAACAGACUAAGAAAGAAAAUAAGUUUGCGCUGGAUGUGUUUGAUCGUACUGCAACUUCCAUGACUCAUGUUCUGAAAGUUGGAGUCAACCCUCAACGUGCUUCCAUAUGGUUCAUUGAAAUUGUUCAUCAUGCAAGCGCAAUGCUAACUAAGCAAGCAAGGAAGACUUUACUAUCAGAAAAAGGAAGCUUUUGUAACAUUUGCAAUGAAAUUGCGGUCAUAAUUCUUUCUAUGGAAUUAACGGAUGAAAAUGUCAAGUUCCUAGACCAACUUUGGACAUACGAAUGGGUGGAACCGCUACAAGAUUACUGGAACAACGCGAUGACAAGAGCUUUGACUGAAAAACUGGAAAAAGAGGAUUUGCAUAAAAAAGAAAAAAUAUUUUCCGUCAAAUUGUAUUUGGAAAAUAUAAAUCCUUUAAUAACACAAGAGAGUUUGCAAGAUUGCUUUGGGCAAAAGGCAAUGGAACUUAUUGAAAAAGAACUUGAGACAUCUGGAUCUUCGUGUAUAGCUCAUUUUUUCGGGAACAAAAACCUUUCAACCAUUAAAUUUGUCGAAAAAUGUUUCUUACGUAAAUAUAAAGAAAUGUGCGAGAGCAAAGAAUCCCAAUACCCGUUUGGAAAUCUCAACUUCAUUUGUAAAUGGCAGAUGGCCAAUUGGCUUUUUUCAAAUUUCUAUGAAGCAGAACACGACAAAUACUUUGGCCAAAAAACAAACGAAACAAUGCAAUUGAUCACUGCUGACAUAAAAAAGAUAGUUGAACAAAUAUACAGCGGAAAAAUCAAAAAGAAUAAUUUUGAAUUUGUAAAGGACAAAACUGCGACUAUUUGCAACUUUGUUGGAAUUCUUCAAAAAAAAUCUUCCACAUCAUCCGUGGACAACUUGAGAGAACACAUUCACUAUCUCAGCAAAAAACAAAGAGAUUUUGAUGAACAAUAUGGUUUUGCCAAAACCUUUUUCCAAUUUUGUAAGGAAGUCUGCGAAGGCUUGAAAGUCAGAUGCGCUCCGAUUGAAACCAUGUACAUAAAGGCUUCUCAAUCAGAAACAAUUGGUGGUUUAAUAACAAAAGACGAUCUUCCAAUUGAAGGGCUGAAUAAGAAAUACUUUGGAUUAACAAAACAGGAUAUUGAUGAUUUUCAUCAAAUGCAUUUAUUGCGACAAAGCGACAUAUUUCGCAAAAUGUGGUUCGAGCGUACUAAGCAAGAAGUUGGAUUUGAUCAAGAAAGAAUAAAGUCUCUCAAACAGAUGGAUUGGAAAGAUGUUUUAAAAUGUGUGUGGAUACCAGCAAAAGAAGAUACAAUUCAGCUUUUUAAAGAUACAGCUUAUGGUUCCGUAAAGCUUGAUGUUCUCCUAGAAAAAUUUCAAUGUACCAAAGGAUCUAAAUCAAAAAUACAUGAGGAAUUACAGCAUUUGUUUCGCUUUUUCUGUAAAGCAAAACCCGAGGGCGAAUUCGUGGAUUCACUCGCAGGGACUACUUAUGAUGAGGAUAAAAAGAAAUCUUGUCAAAUUCACUCAGUUUUUGAAAUUAAUAAGGCAAUCAAUGUAAUACGGUGGAUCUGUACAUUUAAGGAAACUUUCGACCUGCAAGGCACUUUUGAGUCAAUUGAAAAAUUGAAGAACCUUGGAGGAACGGAUUUGACUCUCAAUGACAUAACUGAUGAUUUCCUGAAAAACUUUCCGGAUGACUUGAUACGAAUGUCAGCUGAAAAUCUGCAAACGCUGGAAAAAUUUAUACAGCAGCAUGAGUUAGUCAAGUGGCUUCAUUCUAUGAAAGAUAUCGAAGAAAUUAAAACGCUUGGGCAAUUAGCGUUAACAUCGGAAUUCGAGCGAGCUCUGGAAAUGGACAAAGUUGAGUGUUUAACAACGUCAAUGGAAGGAUUUUCGCCACUGAUUUGUAAGUUGAAUGAAAUAAAAGGACUUUCCGAUCUUCUUGAACGAUUUUACAAAGUUUGGAAAAAUGUUGAGGAAGAUGAAGAUCUCGUCGAAAAAUGGACUACUACCGGAGAGAAUUUAGCUUGGUUCAAAGAGAUUGAACAAAUAUUUGGAUCUGAAGAAAAAAUGUCUCUUUCACUGGCGCAAGAAAUCAAUGGAAGAGGAGUUUACACAAUCGGGAAACCACCAGGCAAUGAACAUGUGACGAAGGAAAACUCGAUUACGUUAAGCAUCUCUAUGACUGAAGGUAGCAGAGCAAAAGGACCUUAUACAUUAAAAGAGUUAACCGAUCUGCAUUCAAAGUUAACUCUGAUUGCUGGCGAAGAAGAAAGCGGUCAACGAGAUAUAGCAAAUUUUGUAGAAUUACUGACUGCUAUCAAGCUGCUAGCGUCUGCGUACGUUGAUCUUGUCGACGCUGGUUGCAUGCUAUUUGCUGACUGGAGUGCAGUAGUAAUGUCCGGAACAAACUGUGGGGAAAUCAGAAAAUUAGAUCAAUGCGAUUUGACGUUUCAGAUCAAAUUUACAAAUGAAUCAUCUGUAAACGGAAAAGCAAGCAUUUCGCAUCUGAAGAAAUUAUCGAGCAUUUUAAGAAAUUCUUACGACAGAUGGUCACACUACUUGAAUAAAAAACGACUUGAGCAUUAUUAUUUGAAUGAAUACAAUAUUCAGCAAAUUACUUACUUAUGCAAGGAAUUGGCAAAAACAAAGAACACUGCAUCGUUGCCAGAUCAGGUACUUGCGCUGUUAUCGAUGUCCAGUGAUUCCCGUAAACUCUUCUCUUCUUCAAUACGAAGCGCACUAGAAGAAGCAACAAAAAUCGACAGUGUUAAAAUGAAUGCGCAGCUGAAAAAUGAAAAUGCUGAAAAUGUUCAAUACAGCGAUACUGAGUCGAAGAGAAUUGCAAUCAGAAGACUUAUUGAGGAAGAAGGAUUGAUUGAAUCACUUGCAAUAGCUGCAGUUCAAGCCGAGGGGUACAAGGAUUUGGAAGAGUGCAACAACUGGGUUACAUUGAACGAACUGGACACAAAUUUGGUGGAAAAGUUGUGUCAAGAAUUUCAAAAAUCAUGUGCAUUUGAAAAUUCCACAACUGGCGACAAAGAAGCUCCGUCACUGUUGCACAACCGUUCAUCAAACACGUUGACAGGAGUCAUUAAAGAAUUGCAAACCGUCGCUUCAAAAACUAAAGCGGAUAUUUCGCUUGUCGUAUCGAGCAUUUGUGAAAUGUAUUUCGAAAAAACUUCGGUUUUGACGCUGAAAGACUAUCUUAGUGUAGAACAUCUGGGCAAAUUCUUGACCGUGCUACAUGCAGAAGGAAACGUUCGCCCCAAUCCACACAGAAAACUUUCACAUAAUUUAAUAACUGGAAGACAAAAUCUUCUAAUAUGUCGUGAUGACGAAGUUUUACAGACGGUUUUGUCGAUUUAUAUGGAAGACAACACUCAACCUCUACCAACUGCAUCAGAGGUUCUUAUAUGUGGCGAAGAAACAACGUCGGACGAGGUGGAGCGGUUCAUGAGAAGAGCUAUGUGCAAGUGCGACACUAAUGGUCAACAGAUAUAUUGCAUGGCUUACACCGAAAAAUUAUCUUUCAAUGUAAGCAAGCAACUUGAAAAAAUAAGUGACAUGAUUUCUCGUAAUGGAUACGCUACCGAAAAUUACCGAUUGAUUCUCAUAUCUUCUGAUCAACAACAUUACAUCAGCGAGUGCUUUGAAAAGUAUCAAAUGGAAAAGCCCGCAGAAAGUUUGAAUAAAGAAGAAGUGUCAAAGUACCUCGCACAGCACUUAAAUACAGAAGACGGCGAUCAUAUUAACAACCCUUCGGUAAAAGUAGUUUCCUCCAAAAGAUCAGGACAAGGCAAAACACUCUUUAUCAGGAAUUUAAAAGAAAAACUGGACAAAUCAUACCAUAAUACGACAAUUCCUCUUGUCGAAGAAUGGGUCGAUACUGAACUUGUCAUUGAGCGUCUCUAUAGAGGAGACCAUAUAAGAAAUGAACAUUCUCAUUUCAUUCAUCUCGAUCUUACGCCCGCGGUCCAAUACGGAAUAGAAAAGUUCAUGUUUGAUUUACUUGUGCUCGGUAGUAUUCAAAAUAAAUCGGGAUCUAUAUGGCACAGGCAAAACAAUCACCAGUAUGUUGUCGAAGUAACAAAGUCGAAUCUGACCCACAAUCAGAUUCCAGUUAGCAGUAUUUUGAACCUUUUACCUUGCAUAGACUGUCUUGGGCCCGAUGAAGCAAUCUUCAAAUCUGUUGAGAUCCGUAACAAAACGACAGAAAAAUUGAAAGAAAUUGUAACUAACGCAACAGAUAGCCAAAACUUUGGGGGAGUUGAAAAAAUUUCUCAACUAUUGGACCAGUCGUAUAAUUGGUAUGAAUUCGUAUAUCAAACAAAUUAUGAAAUGCAACUAUCAAAUCAAGACAGAGCGUUACUUUCGAUUUUGUCUGUUUGCGAUAUACCCCUCGCGUCAGCCAAAUCCAUCUUAAAUGAUCUACCAGAAAAAUGUCGUGACGAAGUUGAAAAGUUAUGGACACUCACUUCAGAACAAAUGAAACACUUUAAACUGGCAGACAAAACAAAGAUAAUGUCGCCCGCAUUUCAGCGACCGUAUCAGUACCUGAAAUAUUAUGAAGAAGGUGGGGAUUUAGACGCUUUCAAAUACGCUGAACCAACCGGAACACCCUCUGAUUGCGUUUCAAUAUUAAAAAAGUAUUAUACAACGCCUAAUCCAACAUGGGCACAGCUAGAACAUUUUGCAAUAUUUCUAAAUGUGCAACUAGAAAACUGCGAAAAUUCCAUAUUUUGCCAAGAAAUAGAAAUCGACGGUAAAAAAAUGUGGACAAUGAAAGGACUAAAACAGUUUGCUGUCAAGUUCAUGAUACGGAUGUCACAAGAUUUUGCAACGCCAUCUUUAGAGAUUCACGAUGAAAGUAAUAGUGACAUCGACCACGAGAAUGCAAUUUUCAAUGCGUACAAAGUCCGAAGAAAGUGGGAGAAUAAAGCACACCCAUACGUCUUUUUCAACGAAGACGGGUCUAGUAUGACGUUUAUCAACGUACACAUCGACAAAAAUGGAGAUCUGUUGAAUGAAAAAGGUUUGUUAUUAGAGAAAAAUAUUGCAAGCCAGGAGCUCGUAGUGGCACUAAAAAUUCAAGAAGUACCAAUUAAUACUGAUUUCUAUAAAUAUGAUCGUAAGAAAAUGUUGAAUAUAUUGAGCACGGUCAUGGGCUUGCAAAAUGUAAUUGAUCCAGAUUGCACAUUUGAACUGACGACCGACAACGUACUAAAAAUUCUGGCAAUUUAUAUGAGGAUGAGAUGUGGCAUUCCAGUCAUAAUUAUGGGUGAAACAGGCUGUGGUAAAACAAGGAUGGUUGAAUUCAUAAGCAAAUUAAACAGAAAUAACAAACUAACAAAGGAAGAGAAUCAGCAGAUAGAUGAAUCCACAAAAACAUUGAAGAUUCACGGUGGAGUUACUCCAAAGGAUAUUUACAUGAGUGUCGAAGAAGCAAAUAGCAUUGCAGAGAACAAUGCCCAACAUGGUAUUAAAACUAUACUAUUUUAUGAUGAAGCAAAUACUACGAAUGCCAUUUACGCUAUCAAAGAAGUGAUGUGCGACCAAACUGUUAACGGGGAAUUGUUUCAAAAAAACAAUUUACAGAUAGUUGCUGCCUGCAACCCUUAUAAAGAGUUGACCAAAAAAGCACUGAACCACAACAAUAAUGUUGCUUUGGGUUUUCAUGUUGCUCAAGACAAAACAAAAAGUCGGCUUGGAAAUAUUCCUAUGAGACAUCUCGUCUAUAAAGUAGUUGCAUUGCCACCGAGUAUGCAGCCUUUUGUAUGGGACUUUAGACAACUUGAUGAAGAAGCCGAAGAAAAAUACAUAGGACAAAUGACCAAACAGCUCGGACUAGAUCUCAACCUACCUGGCCAAGUUGAAGUAACAAAACAUGUUGUAUCAAAAGCUCAAUCAUACAUGAGAAAACAGUUAGAUGAAUGCCGAUAUGUAAGUCUCCGAGACGUUGAAAGAUGCAUAUUAUGCAUUAAAUGGUUCUAUCGAAACAAGGGUGAAAUUUUCCCUUUACUGGAGAAAAAUAUAGAAGAGCGAUACAAGAAAAUGCGUAAACGAGUUCCAGAUAUGAAUCCCUACAUGAGAUGCUUGAUACAGACGAUUGGUAUUUGUUACCACGUGUCACUCAGAGAACGUCAACCAUUCAGAAAGGAAAUAUGCAGACACUUGAAAGACUAUAUUGAACUUGAUGAGGCAGAUUUAGAUGAAGAAUUUAUUGCCUGUCAGAAGGCAUUUCUCCAUAACACUAAAAUUGAUGACAAUAUUGCGCGGAAUGAAGCCCUUCGAGAAAAUGUAUUUCUCAUGACGAUAUGCUCUGACUUGAAGAUUCCACUUUUUAUUAUCGGGAAACCUGGAAGUUCAAAAUCUUUGGCUAAAACUAUAGUUGGUGAUAAUAUGAAAGGAUCCGCUUCAGGAUCCAAUCUUUACAAACGUCUAAAAAAGAUUCAAAUUCUGAAUUACCAAUGCAGUGCUUUGACUGAUGCUGCUGGAAUAGCAAGAAUUUUUUCGAACGGUGCAAAAAUGCAGAAAAAUAAAAAGCUGAGCAAUUUUACUGUUGUUAUAGUAUUGGACGAAAUAGGACUUGCGGAAGAUUCAAAAAAUAUGCCCCUUAAGAUUCUUCACCCAUUACUCGAGUCCGGUAGCACAAAAAGCGGAACAUUAACGGAGUUUAAAGAGCACAAAAUAGUGGGAUUCGUUGGAAUUUCUAAUUGGGCUUUAGAUCCAGCGAAAAUGAAUCGUGGAAUAUUUGUUACCAGGAGCACUCCGGAAAAAGAGGAUUUGAUAAAAACAGCAAAAGGAAUAUUUCACAAAGAUAGAAAUAUGAUGCAAGCUGACACAGAUAUUUUACAGCAGCUGACAUACGCAUAUCUAGCUAUCUACAACACAGAAACAAAGAAGCGGACUAAAGAAUAUUUUGGACUCCGUGAUUAUUAUUGUCUCAUCAAAAUGAUACACGCAAAAAAGUCUACUGAUGGCAAAAUCAAGCUGAGUGACAUUAUGUACUUUGUUCAGAGAAAUUUUAGCGGUGGAGUAAAUUCUCAUUUCAAUUCUUUUUUCGAAUUUGUAACGAAAUUAUUCACAAACGAAAUAGCCACUGAAGUUUCAGUACAAACUAUGAUACGUGAUAAUCUUGAAGAUUGUGAAAGUAGAUUCAUGCUGUUGCUUACAAACCAGUAUUCCUCUGUGUCAUUACUUGAAAAAGUUGUUCCCAACUUUGCCACACAGGUACAAGUCAUUUUUGGUUCAAGCUUUCCAGGAGAUCACAGUUAUACAGAAUUGUGUAGAAACAUAAACAAAAUAAAAGUUUGCAUGGAAACAGGUCGGACAGUGGUUUUACUUGGAACAAGUGAAAUCCACGAAUCACUUUACGAUGCAUUGAAUCAACAUUACAUUGUAGUUGGAGGAAAAAGAUAUGUUGACAUAGGAUUAGGAGGUCACAGAGUAAAAUGUCGGAUGUCAAAAGAUUUUAGAUUGAUCAUCAUUGAAAAACAAGAAACUGUAUAUGAAACAUAUCCAAUUCCUUUGAUAAAUCGAUUAGAAAAAUACCAUCUCUUGGCCGACACAAUAUUAAAUACAAAUGAAAAAAUUCUUUUAAAGACACUUGAAAAAUGGGUCGAUGCAUUUUCAAACGUUGUAGGAUUUAACAAACUCGACGCUUUUGUAGGAUACAAUGAUGAUACUGUUAGCUCCACAAUACUUGCACAUGGCGCUAGAAUAGAGAGUCUUCAAGACGUUCUUCUGCAAUCUGCUACAAUCGACUCCGUAUUUAGGCUGAAAUCGAAUGAAUCCAACCUAAAAGUGGAUGGGGAACAAUUUUUUAAAAAGUAUCUUGACGAACAAGUUCAUGAUACAUUGCUGAAUGCUCUUGAUAAUUUAUGCAAUGAUGGGACUGGUUUAACUAGAUUGGAAAUAACAUCUUUCUCCAACAUUCUGACUGAUCAAGAUCGUAAAAAACUUGAAGAAAUUUUGUGCUUGCCUGAACAAAGUGUAAUGCUUCUUUCACUGAACCAAUUCCAAACGCAAGACGAAUAUAUUCAAAGUCUUAACGAAUUCUUCACAGCCUGGAAAGAGGAAAACAAUAACAAAAAUGCUAAAAUAUUACUGAUACAGUGUCCCCAAGCACACAAGCAUGAGCAUGGAGAACUUCUUGCGUGUGCAAGAUAUAAUUUGAUGAAUGCUUUAAAGCAGUUGGCUACUAUCCAUGAUAUGGAUACACGGCCUCCUGUAAUUGUUGCGUUUUUGCUUUCUACAAAAAGACAAAGCGGUUACGCCAAUGCACCAAAAGAAUGCCUUAUAAUUCAACAAUCAUCAGAUUUCCAAAAUUUAUACAUUGAUGAACUUAGACCUAGAGAUGAUCAGAGAAAUUUACUGAAAAGUCUCUGCGAAAAAUCACUAUUGGAAAUUUUUGAAAUGGGAGUUGCUCAAUUCAAUGGCUUUGAAGAAAAUUUAUGUUUUGACUUUGCGGAACUAAUAAAAGAUUGCAUCUGUGAAUCAAUGUCAAAACUAAAAACCGACGGAUUUUCUAGCAAACGAAAUGUGGAACGCAUAAACAUACUAAAAACAAUCUGCUCUGAAAAAAAACAUUUCCUCCAACUUUUAGGCCAGAAAAUGGUUGAACUACAUAAAAACAGCAUAGGACACGAUGACCGUUAUCAAUGGAUUGUAAAAGAAGCAAUGUCUCGUGCAAAUUUACAAGAAGGUGGAACAUUUACCAAUUGCCUGAAUUUAUGUCUGAAACGAUAUUCAGCCGAUGCACUUGCAUAUAUCGUAAGCAAAGUGGAUGAAAACAACAACUUGAACUUUUUACUAGAUAAUAUUCCUUGGAAACAAGACAUGUGGUUGAGGUGGUUUGAGUGUUAUCAAAUGAGCGCGAACGAUCUACAUUCUAAACAUGAAUAUAUCAUUAAAGGUAACAAUGAUAAAACCAUCGGCCAACUUCCUUUCAGUUCCUGCAUUUAUGACAAGCUGGAAUCAAUAUGGAAAUGUAUACAGGAUGCGCCAUAUCGCGAAAAAAGAGAAAGUUUCUACAAUAACUAUCGACAAAUGCAUAAACAAAUAUCAAUAAUAAAAGAUGCUGUUGUUGCAGGGGGCGAGAAAAAUCUGAUCCAGGCGUUUGCAGAAGAUGUCAUUGGUUUUUGGCUUAUUCAAGCAAAUGAUGACUUGGAGAAAAAACAUUUAACGAACAUACUAGUUGCUGCGUGUAUGCAUGAAAGAGAAAUAAUGGUUGCGAGCAAGCAGUACCAAGAUGCAGAUUCAAUUGCUAUUGUGUUUUAUUGCUUCAAGGAAUACGAAAGGCAUCUUACAAUGCUUCAUAGUGUUUACCUUGUUUGUCCCGAAAUCUUCUCUGUAGUAGAUGACUCGAAAUGGCUCGUUAGCAUUGAAUCCAAAGAGUGCUAUAUUUAUGAGGUAAUUCUUAUUGAAAUGCUGAAGUGGUUUGACGGUAAAGCAUUAUCGAUUGAUGAGAAUGAUUGCAAGAUUUGGAUGGAAAAUUCAAACAAGAUAAAGGGCAUUUUAAAAAGAUAUUUAGAUGAAUUAGUCAGGAAUCAGGAUACUAAAGCCAAACUUAUAAAACAGCACGAACCACUUCUUCUAUUUGAUCUUUUACUUUCACACCUGCUCCCCACCGCAGAAAACAGAGAUAUUUUUGCAAACUACGUCAGAGUAAUUGUGGCUCAAGCAAAGCGUUGGAUCAAGGCAUCUCGUAAAUAUGCAAUCAAAUCGAAGAAUUUUUUAAAAAUUAUUUCAAAUGCAUUGAGAAAGUCCUAUGAAGCAAUCAGAAUGAAACAUCUUGUUUCCUGGCAAGAAACGAUCUGCCAAAUGUGCAGAGAGCCGAAAUCGGAUCUCGUUAAGCUCGUCUGUACCCAUUUCAUAUGUACGAAAUGUUUGAAUAACGUAUUUUCCUCGCCCGAUGUUCGUAAACAAUGCCCUGCUUGUCCACAGACUAUUGAGGAAGAUUUUACAAUAAGAGUCCAUGAGUUAUCUGAAGAAGACAAAAGAGCUGUUGCUAAGUUUAAAUCAAAUUGUACCAGCUUCUUUCUACAGUAUCUUCGUCAAUUUUGUUUUACAAAAACUGAUAGCGCAAGCAAGGAAGAGGCAAAAAAUCUGCUUCAUGAGCUCGUAACUCUUUCGACACGCGAAACAGACAAUCGAACCGAUUUAAAUGAAGCCAUAAACCUAAAUAUAGCUACAAAGAGUUGUAUUUGGCUUGUCUUGGAAGGAUCGUUUUCUGGGCUAAAUGAGGAAGAGAUGGAUCCUUUGUACAAAAGUCUCGAUAAUAAAAAGCUUCGCGAUUUAGUCAACGUGGUUCUCUAUUCCAUAGAAACAGACAUGAAAACAAAUACUGCCGAAACAAAGCAGCAACUUCUAACGCAGUGUGACUCAGUCAGGAAUAGCUGGGAUGUUAUUGUUUCUGAUACAAACGAUCUUUCAACAGAUUCAAUACGGGCUGUAUCGGAGAUCAGAUGCGCAAUCACCGUACUCGUUUCGGAUAUUCAAAAAAAUAUAAACAAGAAACGCUACACUGUUCCACCAUCUUUAUACCUGGCAAUAAAAGAAAUUACAAAAAGUGAUGAGAGUCAGCAAAUCAAAAAAUUUAUCAUCAAGACUGGAUUUCAACUGUUUGGAAAAGAUUGGGUAUAUCACGUAUCUGCAAAUUUCAAACACUUCAUGCCAGAAAAUUUACGGAAUUUCGUUCAAGAAAAUUCCAUUGACUACUGGCUUACAAUGGGACAAGACUACGCUGAAAGUAAAUUUUUGCUAGACAAUUCUUCUUCUGGUACAUUUGAUGACAUUUUACUUGGUUGGUUUCCUUGUCAAAAUGAAACUGAAGAUGUGUUUGUAGACGCAAGUGAAGAUACAACUGAAGAUCAUGAUUAUAAUAAUCUGACCAAGUAUAAUUUGUUGACGAAAGUAUUUGCCAUUGCGCGAAAUAAAAAUGAAAGCCAAAUUGAACAAUUGAAAAGGCAUAUCGAGAACUUCGAAUCCUAUCGUUUUCUAAGCGUAAAUGACCUAUUUACUUACAGACCAAAGUUUGUAAACAAUCAACUCAUGCUCCCGGAAAAUAGAAGAGUGAUUCUUUUCCAGCUAGUUUCCCUGGCUGGAUGUGUUGCAUUAGCAGAUUGCGAAAUGAUGCACGAGUUCCAUGAGCUAAUAAUGCGACCAGAAGAAAUAAAAAAUAAAAUGUGGCCAGCCAUGCCGCAGUCGCAUGUUUUCAUGCUUCGAGAUGCAAUGAAAGAUGUCGCAGCCUACGAAUGCGAAAAUGGCCACGUUUACACAAUAGGCAAUUGUAAGCGCCCAUGGGUUCAAUCGCAUUGUCCCAAAUGUGGUGUCGUAAUUGGCGGAAUAUACCAUACCCUAGCCGCCGGAAAUAAGAAGGUUAAUUUACAAGAAGAGUCUCAAGGUGGUUAUCAACUGAAUGGAGAACAUAAAGGCAAAGACGAUCCAUCUGAUCGCCUUUCAAAGCAAGCCGUAGCUAUCCUGCAUUUCAUUACACACUCCUGCAUGCUAUUCGGCUUCCAAAAUGAUCCCGAUACAAUGUUAAGUAUACUCAACAAGGAAAAUAUGAGACCUGUGACGCAGAACGAUACAAAAAAGUAUAUUUCGGAGAUGCUGUGGACAAAUUUAUGCACACUGGCAGAAUCACUCGGCAGAAACCUGGAUGAUGCUAUUCUGGUUAUGUGCGAGUGCAUUUUGAAUGUGGCAAAAGACAAUUCAAAUAACGCUGAAACGGAUGUCCCAACUUGGGAUUCAAUACAAAGCAGGCAAGUAUGGGAGAAAAUGUUUCAUCAAAAAUAUUUUUUGCCCGUCUUUCAAACAUUGGAUGAAAAAAUAAAAAAAUGCACUAAACAACUGAUGUCGGAGCGAGAGAUGAUGGAAAACCACUUCUACAGAAUAACUCACGAUGUGGAAAUGCACGAAGAUAAAGCGAUCAAUUGUCUUCAUCCAAUACUUUGGAGUACAAUUAGGCAUCCAAACCCAUCUCACUUGUUGCAAACCAUAGGAGACACGUCCUCGCCAGGCGUGAUUCAGAAGAUUCUACAGACGCCAAAACUUCAUCUUGCAAAAGACCUUGAAUAUGUCCUGGAUCUCCAAAAAAUUUUAAUUGAAAAGUAUUGGGGAAAAGAUCUCAAUUAUGUUGAGAAAACUACUUUCGAGGUUUUCAUGGGAGACCAGGGCUACAAACAUAAGGACCUUGUUAAAGAAUACUUUCGUAUAUGGAAUUCUGUUCGCAACAGUAUAAGUUUGGGAAGAAAUCAAAAAUUGGAAGAUUAUAUGUCCGAGAUGAAUAUGCAAAGUUCCGUUGCAAUGGGAAUACCAAGCUCACGCGGCCAUGGUAGAUGUGCACAAUUGCUCGCUGUGUAUCUCAUAAAAAUCCACAAUGAUUUUCUCGGCGAGUGCCAUAGUGUUAUGAGGCAGGAAAGCUCGACUCCAGUACCCGUUUCGCAUUUGGUUCCUUCAAAUUUUAUUCCUUAUGAAGGACAAAAUGACUUUAUGAAGAUGAUUCAUACUCACACAUCUUACACGAUUGAGCGAGAUAGUCAUGGAUCCCAUCACAUAAUUUCAUAUAAUGUCGAUGCUUUGGAAAAACAGGCGAGAGAAAGCUAUGCAAUUUAUCCACCCAUUAUAGAUAUUGAAACUCUCCCGUGUAUGAGGUAUCCACAAGAUGUUGGAAUAGGGUCAGACUGGAAAAAGACUAAAGAAAGGCAAGGGAAGCGACAAAAACAGGUUACUUUGACACUGGAAAUCGCUCAAGAAGUUGACGACAAGGUAGCUAGCAAUAAGAUUACACCGGCUGAUCUUUAUGGAGGCGUGAGGACUCUCACGAACGCGAUAAGCUUCCUGGCUAAUGUUGAAGCAGACCCGGAACAGCAAAUUCGAGAGUAUUUGUGUAAGCAUCUCAGCUUCUCUGAGCAACACUUAGUCAUGAUACCUAAAUCGGCUCUUAUAAAACACACUUUGGCUUUGUACCAACGACUAACUUGGCAUAAAGCCGUAAAUUUUGUACAACAAAAUUUGGAUCCAUACAAAGAAGCAUUGUACGGAGUCGAACAAACGGAAAUCACUGACAAAAAGACCUUAGCAAUGAUCAAGGAUGCCUUUGAUCACAUGGAUAUUGGAAAAUUUCAGCAAAAUUUGAAUGAAAUUCUUAUUCAAGUUCCUGAUAUAAAACCAUUUUGGAGUUUACGAGAAGACGUUUUUCCUGAUUUUGAAUUUAUCGAAGAGGAGAGUACAGACAGCUGGUAUAAUAAAUUACCAUCAGAAAUACUCUACAGCAACGUUUCCCAUCUGUUCAAACUUUCUGUCAACUUUCGUUCCAGAGGCACUCUUCAAUGACGAUUGAGAGAUGUUGUGCGAAGAAUCUGCACAUUGCUUGUGCCCAAAUUACUUUGUAUAUAUCAAAUUGCUUUGCAUAUAUUUUUCUUUCAAACAACUAUUUACUGUUUUAAAAAGUUGACGCUUAGGCCACAAGGCGAUACAAUCUUAUUCAAAUUUGAAUGUAGACCAUUGUUUCUAAUGUCUUCGCCACGUGAUGAGUAAAAUAUAUAUAUAUAUAUAUACUCUUAAAAAAUAUGUAUUACAAACGGUUUGUUAAUGAAUGUCCUGUAAUGUACAUAACUCACAAGAUAAAUCGAAAAAGCAUAAAAUUCAAAUUUUCCGGCAUUGCUUAGUAUAUAAUCUUUACAUAUAUAUAUAUAUAUAUCGACAAAUUCUGCAUGCUUUUUCUUUGAUGAAGAUAAUACUACAUAUAUAUAUAGUGAUAUAAAAUUGUACGAUUAGCAUUCUAUACAAAAAAUCUAAAAAUGAUAAUAUAACAUUUCUAAUAUAACAUCUAAUUGCCAAUUUGUCAAAAGUGUAUAUUUGGCAUAACAUAAAAUAGGGGCGAGGUGAUAUUUAUAUUAUCAUUUUUAAGUAAAAUUAUUUUAACCGCAACGCAAAUUUAAAUUAAUGUUGGAUGAUAAUAAAUUAUUAAAUUGAACAUUUAAAAUCCGAUCACUUACUUCAUGAUUAAUUUGACUGUCUGACACAAUUGAACUGAACUAUAAUUCUAUGUAUUGAAAAUAUUGCUAAAAAUAAUAAAAAUAAAGUUGCGGUUGAUAAUUGUGUUUUUGGUAUUUGUGAAUGAGUAUUCACAGAUAUUCAGGAGGAAAUAUCACGACAACAAAUAGGGAGCAAGUAUUGAAAAUUA